Messenger RNA from Gossypium arboreum, 327 nucleotides. RefSeq lists its product as uncharacterized. The transcript has a single exon. NCBI's taxonomy places the organism in Eukaryota, Viridiplantae, Streptophyta, Magnoliopsida, Malvales, Malvaceae. Bases 1 to 327 code for a protein of 108 amino acids. The record is from RefSeq and is a predicted model, not a curated record.
AUGGAGGUUGUACUUGAUUGGAAACAACCUAAACAUGUUGCUAAGAUCCACAAUUUUAUGGGUCUUGCGGGCUAUUACCGGAUAUUUGUCGAGGGGUUCUCAUUAAUUGCAGCUUCUCUAACUAAGCUAUUGCGUAAGAACACCCCUUUUAUUUGGUUUUAUGAGCAACAAUCAAGUUUUGAAAAGCUCAAAUCUGUUUUGACUCAGGCUCUUGUUCUGGUACAGCCCGAAUCUGGUAAGGAGUUCAUGGUUUAUAGUGAUGCGUUGCAUGUCGGUUUAGGGUGUGUUCUGAUGCAAGAUUGUAAGGUUGUGGCUUAUGCAUCCUGA